Molecule: messenger RNA, 1104 nt
Organism: Cannabis sativa
Lineage: Eukaryota; Viridiplantae; Streptophyta; Magnoliopsida; Rosales; Cannabaceae
Exons: 3
Coding region: 1-1104 (367 amino acids)
Molecular function (GO): nucleic acid binding; zinc ion binding
Source: RefSeq, a predicted model, not a curated record
AUGGAUGCAAACAACAACAUAUUCAUUCUAGCAUUUGGGAUAGGAGACUCGGAGAAAAUGGCUUGCUCUUGGGAAUGGUUCUUCACAAAACUAAGGGAAACAUUCGGAGAUAGAGAAGGUUUGACAAUAAUAUCAGACAGGCAUAAGAGUAUAGAGAAGGCGGUGAGCAGUGUCUACCCAAACCACUUCCACGGAGCAUGCAUCUUCCACCUGCUAAACAACAUCAAAACCAACUUUGGAGUACAUGGAGAUGAUCUGACCAUAAACUUUGUAAAGGCAGCAAAGACGUACAAGCUCACCUCAUUCGAGAGAUACAUGGCAGAGAUAGAUAGAAUAGACAAACGAAUAAGACCAUACCUUGAGAGAAUUGGACAUGAGGUUUGGACCAGGAGCCACUGUCCUACAAGAAGAUACACAAUGAUGACUUCAAACAUAGCAGAAUCAAUAAAUUCGGCGAUCCUAGCUGCAAGAUCAUUACCUAUAACAACAAUGAUUGAGUGCUUCAGAAGCCUUGUACAAAAAUGGGUGUGGAAAAAUGGCAAUGAAGCACAUGGAAUAUUUACUGAAGUAGCAUCAGAUGCUGAAAAACUACUGAGAGACAACCUGCUUAAAGCAAUAAAAUACCAGGUCAUCGCAAUCACAACAAUCCAGUACCAAGUAAAGGUGCAAGAAAAAGGUGAUUUCACAAUCAACAUAUUGGAAAGAACAUGCAGCUGCAGAAGGUUCCAACUAGAUGAGAUACCAUGCUCACAUGCAAUAGCUGUAUUUGCAAAAAGAGGAUUAAGAGCUUAUGACUAUGUUGCCGAUUAUUACAAAACAGCAACAAUGAAGGCAACCUAUGAAAGAACUGUACAUCCUCUACCAAAUGAAAGAGAAUGGACUAUACCUGAGAGCAUGGAGAGAAUAGUGUGGCCACCAAAAUCAAGAAAACCAGCCGGGAGACCUAGAAAGAAAAGAAUAAGAUCAAAAGGAGAACCAAAAGUUGUCUUGAAAUGUACAAGGUGCGGAAAAGUUGGCCACAACCGAAGAACGUGCAAUAACCCACAGCUUUACAAACCACCAAAACAGAAUAACAAUAGCAACGAGUCAAAGAAGAAUGAAUGA